AUGAUCUCCAGCAUAGGCCAGAUAGAGACCACUUUCAAGGAUGAGCGUCGGGCUCAUGUGGUCGAGGUCGAUGCAGUGCGAGGGGAGGCAGAGAAGAAGCUGUCCGAAGCAUGGAGUGUACAGCGAGAGCUACGUACCGAGCUGGAGAGUGCGAAUGCUAGGCUUUCUCUCAUGGUGGAGGAGAGCCAGAGUCAGAGGAAACAGCUCGAGUUGGCUCAGCGGGAACGUGAAGCUGCUUGGGAAGCAUUGAAAGCGAAAGAGAAGGAGCUGGCUGUUGCUCAUGAGAUGCGGAGGAAGGAGGCUAAGUUGGCAGAGGAACGAUACGAGUCUCUGGAGGAACGCAGUCAGCAGGAGUUGACGGCCGAGAGAGAUCGUGGUCGUGUGGAAGGCGAGGCGGCUCGUGUGGAGGAGGCCAGGCUGAUGAAAUGUAUAGGGGACAAGGAGAAGACGAUCAGCGAGAUGUGGGCAAGCAUAGAGCAAUAUCGGGAGAGAGUGGCCGCGGCCAAGGCAGAGGAGGCUAUCAGGUCGGCCGAGGAGCAGAGGAGACAUAUGAAAGCUGAGAUGGGUCGGCUUGGGAAGGAGCUCGCUGAGAGAGUAUCAGCAUUGCAUUCGGAGGGAGAGCGGCUGAGAGGUCCCAAUGCAGAACUAGAAUCCUUGGUGGAGGGGCUUGGGAAGGAGCUGGCUGAGUGUAAGGAGUGGCUGAGGUUGAAGGAGAUCGGUUAUGAGGAGUUGGCGCAAGAUUCAGCAGCAGAGUCGGAGCGGUAUCGAUUGGAACUGCACGCUGUGCAUGAGGAGUAUCAGAAAGAAAGGAAGGAGUUGGAGAGGAGGCAUGGUGUGAGGAUGCUCGAGAUGGAACUAAGGAUCGGUUAUGCCUAUAAUAUAGUCUCUUUGGUGGUGCCGGAGGACAGGACUGUUGUUAUACCUAGGGCUGUGGAGCGCGAUGCUGGGGCCAAGGUGGUUGAGAGUAUUGAAGAGAAGGAGGCAGUGAUACAGGCUAAGGGUGCUGAGAUAGAGAGGUUGGAGGCUCUGGUAGAGGAUCUUAGCAGUCAGCUGUCAUUCAAGGAGCUUUUAUUAUCGACGGCUUACGUGGAUGAGGAGGAUAUACGCGGGGAUGGGAGGACCACGGAGGAGGGGCGUAUUGGAAGGGUGCAAUUGGAAGGACAAGUGAAGUUGAAAUUGCAAGCAUGUCGCUAUGAGGCCGCUAUUGAAGAGCAGAGGGCGUUGGUAGCUGAGAAGGAGAGGGAGAUGCAGGUGUUGGUGGAGGAGGUUGGGGCACUCCGAAGAACAUCAGAUGAGCAAAGAGCAUCUCACCUUGCUUUGGAGGACGAGUGGAUCGACAAGGUCAGAGAGAAGGAGAAGGGAUUCGACCGAGUCCUCGGACAGCUAGCAGCAAUGGAUUCAGCGGUCCGAACUGAGCAGGAGAGGGCUGCGGUGGAGGCUCGGAAGGUAGCUCUGGUUCAAAGAGAGAUGGAUCGUCGAGACCGUAACUGGAGGCAGAAGGCCGCGGGGUAUGAGAGUGAUAACAAGGAGCUACAGAGCCGAGUUGAAUCGUCCAGGAUGCAGGCGGCUGAGGAGUGGGAGUGUUGGAGGGUCCAUGUCGAGCGGCUGCUGGCAGAUCACGAUAGGGAGCGGUCUGCAUGGGUUGAGGAAGAGGCAAGGCUACACACGGAGAUAGAGGCGUGGACGACUAAGUGUGAGGGUGCCGAGGCUUCUCGCAAGGAGCUAGAAAAUAAGCUGAGGAAGGUGUAUGCUGAGGUGGACGGCAUGGGGACGGCUAUUGAGGAGCAGCGUCGGGCUCUGGAGAGGCGGAUUACUAGGGUCCAGAGAGAUGGUGAUAGCAAGCUGGAGCAUGCAGAGGAGCGGCAUCAACAGCUGCUAGCUGAGUAUAAAGGCUUGAAGGGUCGCUACGAUAAGGAGGCCGCGACGGCACAGAGGGCACACGUGUUGGCCUUGGAGGUAGACGAGCUGAAGAGGACGGCGGAGCCUCUGAAUGCAGAGAUAGAACGCUUAAAUGGGGUGAUAGCUACGAUGAGGGAGCAGCUGUGCAUUAAAGAGUGCAUCGUUGACGAUAUCAAGAGAACGACAGCGGACGUCUUGCUGGUGAAGGAAAAGGCAUAUAGGGAACUGUUGGAACAAUUCGAUACCCUCUCGAAGGACUUUGAUAAGCACGAGAAGGAUGCGGCUGAGGAGAAAGCAACUGUAGUGGCCUCUUGGGAAGCGAGGGAGGAGGAGUGGAAGCGCCAGGGCGAUAGCUACAAUGAGAUGAUAUGUGAACUCCGAGAGAGGCACAAGAUGGCCAUGGAACUAAGCGAGGAGCAGCAAAGGCGUUCUGAAGGACUUAUAGACUCCUUGCAGCUGGCUCUAGAGAGGACGUCAAUGAGACGGUCGGAUGCUGAACAGGGGAUGGUCAUUGUUCUGGCUGGCGUGUGUGAAGAGGGGGAAAGGAUGGCAGAGGAUAUGAGAGCUAUGCAAUGGGGGAUAGAGGAGGAGAGGGGCCUCAUGGAGGGCCGACUGCAGGAGCUAGAGGCUCGUCAUAAAGGCGAGAUGCAGAAAUUAAAAAUGCUAUUGGUGACGCGGGAGGCUGAGGCAUCGUCCGUGGCGGAAGCGCUGCAGGCUGAGGUCGGCCGGCUGAAGGGAGUGGUCGAAAACGAUAGCGAGGCGAGCGUGUUAAGGGAGGAAGUGGCUGCCCUACAGGAGAGGCUUACCUGCAGUGAGGUCGCCAUUGCAGCUGCAGCGGCUGAGUCGAGGGAAGCGAUGCAGGAGCUGGAGCUGCAACGAGAGGAGAUGAAGGGAAAGAAGGCUAAGGCGAGGGAUGUGGAACUGCGGAAGUUGUUGUUGGAGAAUGCAAAGUUGAAGGAGAAGCUCAUACGGGCCGAGAGGGAGAAGACGGCUGAUGCCUGUCGAGGCGUAUCAGAGGAGCAGCAGCAGCAGCUGGAGGCCGGGCCGGCUGUAUAUGAGGCUGAGAUCUGCUCAUUGCGGGAGGAGCUCUCCGCGCUUGCCACAGCAUUCGAUAAUGGGACUGCCAGCAGCCAUGCUUUGAAGGAGGAGUUGAUGAUAGAAAGGCAAAGGCACGCCGAGACCAGGGAGGAGCUAGAGCGUACACUGCGUAAUGCAGCUGCUGUGGCAACGGCUAUCAAGACGGUCCAACUCGACCUCGACCGUGUUAAUGACGAUGAGUCCCAUGACACUAAGUAG
This is a messenger RNA of Perkinsus marinus ATCC 50983, 3195 nucleotides long. RefSeq names its product merozoite surface protein-3, putative. The record is from RefSeq and is a predicted model, not a curated record. The coding region runs from base 1 to 3195 and encodes 1064 amino acids. NCBI's taxonomy places the organism in Eukaryota, Perkinsozoa, Perkinsida, Perkinsidae. The transcript has 29 exons.